CAUUUGAUGAUAAACUUGCAGUACACAUAUUUCUACUUAUCUCCCUUUUAUCUUUUUGAGUAAAAAGCCGUUUUCUCUAACUUUUACUAAUUUUUAUAAUAAUAAACAUAAUAAAAAGUAUUGAAUUUCUUCAUACAUUAUGUACAUGUCAAUGAAUGACCAUUAACACCAAAUUGCACAUUUGCACAGCUAAAAAAAUGAAUUUAUUACACUAGAACCAUUGAAAAAACUUUGUAUUGUAAAAAUCUUUGCUGUAUUGAUUUUACAUUUUCUAUUGCAUUGAACAUAACUGAACUCAAGUAAAAGCCAAAACCAGUAACAUAAAGUUAAAUAAUAAUAAUAAUUAGAAAACUAAAGGUCAGCUUUCUUUAUUAGCUGAUUUUAUGUUCAACAGAUGAAAGAAAAUUAAACAUGUUUGGAACAAGAAACGGGUAAAUAAACGAUGACAGAAUUUUUAGUUUUGGGUUACUACAACUAUCAUGUCUCAGUAACAUGCUCCUUAUUCACCUAGACAAGUGCUCUGAGGCUAUGGUACUGUAAUUACUGUAUUGCACUUAAACUAAAUGUUCUUACUGACAAGCUGCUUUGGUAACUGUUAAUUUAAUACUAGCUGGGAGUCACCUUUAUUAAAUGGUAAUGUUUGGCUUCUAAUAUAGCAAGAUUAAUUUAACUAAAUUACUGAGCCCCAGCAUUAGAACAAAACCUUAAGUUUCAUCAGGGUUUGUCUUGUUUUUGGUUAUAUCUGUUUUUCUCCUUACUGCAUGAGACUGAGGUCAUGCACAAAACGAGUUCUUGACUGCAGAAGAAGCAAGACUCGACAGAUGAGCUGAGAACGUCACACAGUCACAGCGGAAGCAUCGAAAAGAUUUGAUGUAAGAUUUUACAGAGAAAAGAGCCCAGCCUCACAUUUCAUUUCCCUACAAGAGGAUAUGAUCUUUCUGUUCUUACGAGGACUUGAAUUUCCUGUUUAACAAUUGUAGUUUUGAAAAAUAUGCAGAAUUGGACUGGUAUCUAAACUGAAGUCAUUCUUUAAAAAAAAAAAAAACUAAACAAAAAUAAUUAACAAAACGAAAUGCACCCGUGACACUCUCAAUUUAAGAGCUCAAAGGGAACAAAAGAAAGGAUUGGAAAUAUCAGAGGGAGACGGAAAGAGACUAGACACAACUGUCUGCCAGACUUCUGACUUUUGGAUAUCUAUGUCUUGAAUAUCUUGAAUAUGGCACACAACGACUUCAGUCCCUCAACCUUCAUUGGAUUAUAGAUCAGAGGAGUAAAACACCACGGCGCAAGACUAAGUGCGUGAGGCUUCGUCUCCAGAAUGCUGUGUUUUCUCCACACAGACUUGUAAAAUUUUACAUCUCAGUGAUGACAUCAUCAUCUGUUGGACACUGCUGAUUCUGUUAGGACUAUCAGACUGCACCUUUCAAGAACUACAAGAGCGGAGAAAGAAGGAUGAACGGGUUGACAGAGACCUCGGUGAAAUGUGUACUGGUUGGGGACUGCGCAGUGGGUAAAACGGCACUUCUGGUACGGUUCACCUCUGAAACUUUCCCAGAUAGCUACAGACCUACUGUCUAUGAGAACACUGGAGUUGAUGUCUUCAUGGAUGGAAUCCAGAUCAGUUUAGGACUGUGGGAUACAGCAGGACAUGAUACAUUCCGCCAAAUCCGGCCCAUGUCCUAUCAAGACGCCGAUGUGGUCUUGCUGUGCUAUUCAGUAGCAAAUCCAAGUUCUUUAAAUAAUUUGCGGCACAAAUGGAUCGCUGAGGUGAGGGAAUAUCUGCCGAAGGUGCCAGUACUGGUUGUUGCCACACAGACAGACCAUCGUGAGAUGGGCCCGUAUCGUGCUAACUGCACCACGUCCCCAGAGGGCAAGCAGGUGGCACAGGAGAUUCGUGCCAAGGGAUAUCUGGAAUGUUCGGCCCUUAGCAAUCGUGGCGUACAACAGGUUUUUGAGUGUGCUGUGCGAACAGCUGUAAAUCGGGCACGAAGACAGACAAGACGAAGACUGCUAAACCUUAACCCCUGUAAAAUCUCAUGAAUGCUUUUAAAGAAAGGAUCACUAAGAUAAAAUCGUUUCUCACACACAAAGUCAAGUAACUGAAGCUACAACAAAGACUUCUUAACACUGAUGUCUUAAUGCUGUUGACUCAAAAGAUUCUGAUUUUGAGUCUUCUGUUUAGAUUUCUAGACACAGUAUACAUACUGAACCUAUAUUUAUUCAGUGAAAUGGUGUUUCUUUGAAGUUUUAUGAAUAUAAAAUUAUUCUGUUUUUUUUUUAUUUGUAUUAUUAUUUUUAAUUUUGUUGUUGGUCUUGAACUGCUCAGAUGUGGUUACAUUUGUAGAUUGUAGCACUUCUAGUCUUAUUUUUUUAUUUAAAUGUUGAUGUUUUGACAUUUAAAAAACAAGAUUUAGUUUUGUUUUCUUUCUAACUGAAAUGGACCUUUAAACUCACUUCAGACCUUUUAAAUACAGGUUCACAUAUGAGAUCAAUGAGACCAAAUUCUGUAUUGUUAAUUUUAGAUGACAAAUACAUUUUUGUAUUUCUGAUUUGCUAAAAAAAACUUUUUUUAUUAUUAACACUGUUUUUAAGCUUUCAGGAUUUGUUUCUUUUCAGAAAUUCUCCAUUUUAAAAACUUCAAAUUUGAUUUGUCUUUUUGUAGUGAUAUAAAUAAGUAGAUGUUUAAUAAAAAAAAGAGUUUCCAAAUGUA
Danio rerio (zebrafish) is the source of this 2710-nucleotide messenger RNA. It is a transcript of the gene rhoh, whose product is annotated as ras homolog family member H. The record is from RefSeq and is marked validated. Gene Ontology annotation, cellular component: cytoplasm; plasma membrane. Gene Ontology annotation, molecular function: G protein activity; GTPase activity; GTP binding. NCBI's taxonomy places the organism in Eukaryota, Metazoa, Chordata, Actinopteri, Cypriniformes, Danionidae.